Molecule: messenger RNA, 3427 nt
Organism: Mercurialis annua (annual mercury)
Lineage: Eukaryota; Viridiplantae; Streptophyta; Magnoliopsida; Malpighiales; Euphorbiaceae
Product: ATP-dependent RNA helicase DEAH13-like
Exons: 6
Coding region: 47-3142 (1031 amino acids)
Biological process (GO): maturation of SSU-rRNA from tricistronic rRNA transcript (SSU-rRNA, 5.8S rRNA, LSU-rRNA)
Cellular component (GO): intracellular anatomical structure; nucleolus
Molecular function (GO): RNA binding; ATP binding; ATP hydrolysis activity
Source: RefSeq, a predicted model, not a curated record
GUAGUACUUUAAACCUCGCUAAUAGAAACACUAUAAAUUAUAAAUCAUGUUGAAAAACAGAAAAAAUUGCCGCCUCUCUCAAUCAGAACCGAAAUUAAAUCUUGUAAAUCAGUCUCGCAAUUUUCAUGAAAUGGAGUCUAAUGAUCGCAAUAAAAGGUUAUGCGUACGAGUACAGGGUAAUAAAUCAAACCGGAGCAAUUCCCGGCAAUUUGUUACCGGAAUCUCGACAGGGGUGGUGCAUGUUGUACGGCCAAAAGAUGUGGAAGAGAAACGGAAGGAUCUUCCGAUAGUUAUGAUGGAGCAGGAGAUCAUGGAAGCCAUUAAUGAACAUCCUAUUGUCAUUGUCUGUGGAGAAACUGGUUGCGGCAAAACCACUCAACUUCCUCAGUUUCUUUAUGAAGCAGGCUUUGGUUCAAACGGUGGAGGUCGAUCUCGUGUUAUCGGAGUUACUCAACCACGUCGUGUUGCUGUGUUUGCCUCCGCUAGGCGUGUGAAGGAGGAGCUUGGUCUCAAGAGAAGUAGUAAGGUGGUUGGUUAUCAGGUCAGGCAUCAGAAGAGUGUUGUAGACAGUAGUGCCAUCAAAUUUAUGACUGAUGGAAUCUUACUACAAGAACUUAAGAGUGAUUUUCUAUUGAGCAACUACUCUGUCAUAAUAUUAGAUGAGGCUCAUGAGAGAAGUGCCAACACAGACAUACUCAUCGGAUUGCUUUCUCGUAGCAUCCAGCUACGCCAGAAAGUUUAUGAUGAUCAGCAAAAGAUUAUGCUUUCAGGACAAGAAAUUAGCCCUGAUCAAAGGAUAUCUGCUCCCAAACUUAUUCUGAUGAGUGCCACCAUGAGAGUGAAGGAUUUCAUUUCAGUAUUUGGUAAUCCUCCUCCGAUUAUUAAAGUUCCAACCAGGCAAUUUCCGAUUUUUGAACAUUUCUCGAAGAGAACAAAACUUGAUGAUUAUGUAGGCCAAGCCUUUAAAAAGGUCCUUUCAAUUCACAAGAUGCUACCGAAAGGAGGCAUACUUGUUUUUGUCACGGGCCAAAGAGAGGUAGAGGAAUUGCGCAAGAGAUUGCUGAAAGCUUCUAAGAAAUUGUUUUCUAUGACUGCUGAAAGGAACAAUGGAGUCUCUGCCGCAUCAGAAAAUUAUUCUAUUCAGGGAAUUGCCAAAAAGGAUAUCAAUGAGGCAUUUGAAAUGCAAGGAAACUCAGUUGCUGACGAAUUUAGCUACUAUGACGAAGAUAUGCCACUUUCUGAUGGCGAUGAAUCAGACUGUUAUGAUUCUGAAUCAGACUGUUAUGAUUCUGAAUCAGACUAUUAUGGUUCUGAAUCAGAAAGUGAAGUAAAAAAUAUUGGUGGCGAUGGAGAAUCGCGGGAUCACAGCAUCCCAAAAAAUGACACUAGUAUCUUAGGUGUCUUAGGUGAGGAAGGGGUUGUUUCCUCAUUGAAGACUGCUUUUGAAGCAUUGGAUGGAAAUUAUGCUUCAGACAUGAAUUCUAAGGCAAAACAGAAUCCUUUUAUGCCACAAGAGUGCUUAAAGAAAUACAAUCAUAGUGCAGUGAAGAAAAGGACAGGAAAUAAAUGCGUAUCUGUUGGUCCACUGCGUGUGCUGUCUCUUUAUGCCAUGCUUUCUGAAAAAGCACAGCUUCGUGUAUUUGAAGAGGUCAAGAAAGGGGAGAGGCUAAUUGUCGUUGCCACUAAUGUUGCUGAAACAUCCUUAACCAUUCCAGGUAUAAAGUAUAUUGUUGACACGGGAAAGGAAAAGGUGAAGGAUUAUGACCCAUCUAAUGGCAUGACAAGUUAUAGAGUACAGUGGAUAAGUAAGGCAUCAGCAGCUCAACGCGCCGGAAGGGCUGGGAGAACUGGGCCUGGCCACUGUUAUCGCCUCUAUUCUUCUGCUGUCUUUAACGACUUACUUCCUGAUUUCUCUUGUCCUGAAAUUCUUAAAGUGCCUCUUGAGGGCUAUGUUCUCAACCUGGAAUCCAUGAAUAUAAAGGUACAAGGUUUUCCAUUUCCAACUUGUCCAAAGAAAGAGGCCUUGGAUCAAGCAUAUGAUUGCUUGAGGAAUCUUAAAGCACUUGAUGGGAAAAGAUUGACACCCCUCGGAAAGGCCAUGGCUUGUUAUCCCAUGGACCCUCGUCACUCUCGGAUCCCUUUAGCUGCUAUACAAAUUAUGAAGGGGGAGAAUUAUCCCAGAGCAAAUCUAAUUCUAGGAUAUGCAGUUGCAACAGCUGCAGCAUUGAGCUUGUCAAAUCCUUUCCUGAUGCAGCUUCAAGAAAAUGACGACAAUACCGAUUUCUUAGAGUCGGAGGAGAUUUCUGGGAAAGUAGACAGUAGAAAUGUUAAAGCAACAGCCAAAUCACUUUACAUGAGCAGUGAUGUUCUGACUGUAGCUUAUUGUUUGCAAUGUUUUGAACUUUCUCAAGAUCCAAGGAAAUUUUGCACUGAGAAUGCCUUACACUAUAAAACCAUGGAUGAAAUGUCCAAGUUAAGAGAGCAGCUUCUCGGAUUAGUCUUUGAUCAAAGUGUCAAUUAUGACUUGGAUCAGAAUUUCUCAUGGACUCAUGGAACCAUGGAGGAUGUGGAACAAGCAUGGAGGGGUUCCUCCAGUAAGACUCCUCUUCUACAGAAUUAUUACGAAGAACCAAUCUUACGCAAAGCUAUAUGUGCUGGCUUGAUUGAUAGAGUUGCCAAAAGACUCGAUAGAGAUUUAAGGUCAUCAGAAGAAGAUAGAUCAGUAAAAUUAGUUAGGUAUGAAAUCUGCACGUCUAAUGAUAUCGUAUUCCUCAAUCCUUCGUCAUCUCUUACUAGUUCAGCUCCUGAUUAUUUGGUUUACAAUGAAUUGCUACGUACAAAACGUCGGUCAUACAUUUAUGGAGCAACAAGCAUUGAUCCAGAAUGGCUUGUUGACUAUGGCUGUAAAACUACUUUGUGCACUACUUCAGUUGAUAAGAGUCGCAGACCAUAUUACAACGUUAGUACAGACCAGAUAUGUCGUUACAUGAUACCAAGUUUUGGGUGUCACAGCUGGGAACUUCCAGCUAUUAGUGAGCCAGUUAAGGAUGAUGAUGAUCGAAUAAAGGCAUUUGCUUGGGCCUUGUUUGAAGGAAAUGUUUCACAAUCCUUCAGGAAUCAUAUGGCAGCUCGUCCAAGUUGAAUUAUGGAGAGAACUUUUCGGGAAGUUGAUCGUAACACUUUUCGAUAAGAAUUUUUCGCCUGGAUUAGGAGGAAUUAUCAAUUUAACUUUGAAGGACUUUGGUCAAAUAUGCAUUUUGAAGUUCUGUGCGAUCCUCAUCAACGUUUUCCAGAUGGUUAGCUUUCUCAUCUGGGUUGAAGAUGUUGGUUUAUUGAAGAAAAAUAAUUGUUUAAUGACCCAAAUAUGCACAUUUAUUUAUUUAUUUUUAAAGGGAAAAAGUUAGUUUUGUGCAGGACAAAUAUUAUA